This is a messenger RNA of Phyllotreta striolata, 1869 nucleotides long. The record is from the annotation of a GenBank genome assembly. Lineage: Eukaryota; Metazoa; Arthropoda; Insecta; Coleoptera; Chrysomelidae.
UCAUUAACGUUACCCCGGUUACAUUCCACUGAAAGCAAGAUACAAACAUGUCAAUCCUGCAUUGCAGUUUGUGAUUGAAAUUUAACAUUUUUACACAAUUUUUUUUGAAAAUAACCAAGUACCUGUAAGAGGUGAUGACUAGUUGUAGCAGUUCAGUAUCGGUACCCUUAAAGUCUACCAAUGCCAAUGAUGACCACAGGAGUAAAAGUUGUGAUUCGGUAUGUACAACAAACUCCAGUUGCAUUUUGCAGAGAAGGAAACCGAAAAAUCCUCUUAUGUAUGCGAACAGGACGAGCUAUCCGAAAUUCACCCCUACCAGCAACACGGUGAAGCAGAGGGUGAUGUCCGCUAAACUUCUCAAACUCAGAUCAUUACAGAGUCAAUUGAACGACGCCAAUUAUCACGUAUCUGAAUUGACCAAAGAGAACCAAACUUUAAAGAACCUCCAGAAACGCCAGGAUAAGGCAUUAUCCAAAUAUGAGAACUCAAACGCAGACUUGCCCCGAUUGAUACGAGGCCACGAAGAGCAAAUACGAAUUUUAACGGAAAAAAACAAGACUCAGAGGAGCAAAAUCCGCGAACUCGCCGAGAUGUUGAAAACCAAAGAGGAGGAUUUACUGCGUUCUCAGGAAAGAACGGCGCACCUGGACAAACUGACCAAAGACAAACGUUUAGUAGACAAGGAAAAAUUAUUAGAGCAAAUCGAGGAAUACAAGUUGAAGCUCCAGAAAGCGGAAGAAUUUAAUAGUAUCCUAAACAGGAAAUUAGCAAUAGAAACAAAAAUAUCCAAGCAGAGAUUGAACACUGAAUGUAUGAGGCACAAAUCCACUCACAGGGAGUUAACUCAAGCCUUAACAGAAAUUAACCGACUGACCAGUUUAUUAGAGUCCAAAAACAUCCCCGCAAAUCCGAAAAAGAACAGAUUCACUCGGCUCCAGUCAGUCUCUAUGAUAAACUUAGGCACCGAACGAGCGCCGCAGAAGGCCAAGAAAACUGAUAAAUUGGCGACCAUAGAGGACGACGUUGAAAGCCUGCCGGACAAAACGCCCGUUUCGAACGUUAAACUGGAACCCAUCAGGUUCAAGAACGAUGAAACCAUCAAAAAAUCCAAUGGGAUCUUAGAUUCGCCUUCGGAAAAUAUCAAAAAUCGGUUGUCGAGCGGCGGUUCCAAGUCUAGGGAAAGCGGCGAGGAUUUCAACUCCUCUGGAGAGGAUGAUAACAAUUUUGGUGCAUUAUCGAAUAAUGGAUCAGAAGUGUCAUUGAGCAACUAUUUGGUGUCUGAUGAAAAUAAACCAGAAGAGUUGGACGAUAGCGACAGUUUAGAAAAAAUUAACCCGGAAUUGGACGCUGCUUUUAAAAAAGCCGAAGAGAACGUCAUCAACGAUUUCAACAAAAAAGUGGAGCCCUAUUGCAAGGACGUCCUGCAUAAUGCACGAGAAGCGACGCACAGGGUGAACGAGCAAAAAGAGAGUUUAAUAAUAUCCAAAAAAGACACGAACGUAAUCAUUGAGGCGUUCGAGAAAACGCAGAAAUUGGAGGACAAACUGAACAAUUCGUUCCUGAACUUCGAUCCUCUGAACGACGAUUUCUUGAAAUCCUUUUUGACGGAGAAAAAAGCGGACCAGAACGGCAACGAAAAGAAAGAUUCGAAAUUUGGCGAGCCGGACAGGAAGAAAUUGCUGAACACGCUGAAAGCCAUCGACGAUGGCGACAGCUUCGACUUCGACGAAAUACCUUCGCACAAAAAUUUUUCUAGGGGAAUGAACCAGUUGGUUGGCUGAGGAGUUUGUUUGACUGUAUGUUUAUUUCGAAUUUGUUGUUCGUUUUGGAACAGCCGAAAGGAAUAAAAUAUAUAUUUAUAUACCGAAA